Messenger RNA from Striga asiatica, 1134 nucleotides. NCBI's taxonomy places the organism in Eukaryota, Viridiplantae, Streptophyta, Magnoliopsida, Lamiales, Orobanchaceae. The record is from the annotation of a GenBank genome assembly.
CCCCAACAAAUCAGCACAAAUUGAACUUCUCACAAUCUCAUGCCUCUCCAAAUCAAUGAUUUCUAUUUUAUCACAAAUUUCAACUAAACUUAGUAAAAGAUAGAGUCGCCCAACCCAACCCAAUUCGGCUUUGUAUUUUUCGAUGUAACAUAUUAUUUUAUUUGUGAGCAUAAUAUCUCCAACCAGCUAGCUAUAUAUAACCGCCAAAUUCACGCCUCUCUUUAACAAUACCACUUAAAAGAGAAUUUGUACAAGUAGAGAGCAAAAAGGAGGCAACAAAAGCAGAGAAAAAUAAAUAUGAUAAAGCUGAGGUCAAAGAGAUUCUCAAGAAGCAGCUCGAAGCUAGGCGGCGGUACUGGCGGAGGCACCACCGGCAAUACUGGCGGUGAGAUAAAGUGGGAGCUAAGGCCCGGCGGCAUGCUUGUCCAGAAAAGAGAAAUUAAACAAAAAUCGGAUGAAAUUAUCAUCACAAUUAGGGUCUCAACGGUGUCCCACUCGCAUGACAUCUCACUCCCAGCUACUUCAACAUUUGGGGAAUUGAAGAUCCUGUUGUCAGUAUUGACAAAGUUGGAGCCCAAAGAGCAAAGGCUAUUGUUCAAAGGCAAAGAAAGGGAAGAUGAAGAACACUUGCAUAUGGUGGGUGUUAGAGAUAAGGAGAAAGUCCUGAUGUUAGAAGAUCCGGCAAUCAAAGAGAGGAAGCUACUCGGGUUGGCCCGGACCCAAAUUAUCGGAUCCCCUUAUCGUACUAUCAGCGUCUAAUUAAUCAAUUGAUGGAUCACCAUUAAGUACUAAACCUUAGUCAAGCUGGUGCUUUCUUCAACUAAUUAACAAAAAUAUCGAGCGUGGUUAUUAAGUUUAAUGAUUAUUAUUAUUAUUAUUAUUAGAUUAGAUGUGUGAUAUAAUGAAUGAUACACCAAGUGGGGGGCUUUGUUUUUGUUUUAAGAUACCCUUUGUCGGAUAGUGUAUAAGAUGAUGCAUGUCCAGCUCAUUUUGUAUAUUUCUCUUAUGUAAUUUAUAUAUAUAUAAAAAGGUUUGAUUAUUUUUUAAAUAGUAAUUAUUGCCCUCUAAAAAAAAUCUUUUUGCUAUUUUGGGUAAUUAAUUUUAUAAUUUAUGGUAUAUUUCAAAUAAUCACUU